This is a messenger RNA of Aspergillus aculeatus ATCC 16872, 1175 nucleotides long. RefSeq names its product putative ubiquitin conjugating enzyme (UbcC). The record is from RefSeq and is a predicted model, not a curated record. Gene Ontology annotation, biological process: protein polyubiquitination; proteasome-mediated ubiquitin-dependent protein catabolic process. Gene Ontology annotation, molecular function: ubiquitin conjugating enzyme activity. NCBI's taxonomy places the organism in Eukaryota, Fungi, Ascomycota, Eurotiomycetes, Eurotiales, Aspergillaceae. The transcript is spliced from 3 exons. Bases 169 to 852 code for a protein of 227 amino acids.
ACCACCACUACUGCCUAUCUACUUGAUCUUCAGAAUCCUAAGGGAGCGAUUUACGGUAAAUAUCUUCAACCACGCUGCUUCACCACUAGGGAUCUGUAUAUAUUCUUUGUACCCCUUGAUAUCUGUGGCUACUCCCCGCCCGCCACCCCUGCCUUGCCGUCGCUCACCAUGGUGGAACGCAUCUUGAUGAACGAGUACAAGUCGUUGUCGCAAGAGCCAUGGGUUAAUAUCGAGAUCGAUGAACAGAACAUUCUAAACUGGAACGUGGGCCUGAUCGUCCUCAACCCAGAUUCGCUCUACUAUGGCGGAUACUUCAAGGCCUCAAUGAAGUUUCCGAGCAACUACCCUUAUUCCCCUCCAGAGUUCCGAUUUCUUCGUCCUCUCUAUCACCCGAACAUCUACAAAGACGGCAAACUGUGCAUUUCCAUCCUCCACGCCCCCGGCGAGGACGAAAUGUCGGGAGAAUUAGCCUCGGAGCGAUGGUCACCGGCUCAGCGAGUCGAAUCCGUCCUCAUAUCCAUCCUCUCGCUGCUCGACGACGCAGAGAUCUCCUCGCCCGCCAACGUGGACGCCUCGGUGAUGCUCCGCAAGAACCCCGAGCAUUACAAGUCGAUCGUCCGUCAGCACGUGGAAGAUUCGAAGAAGGACAUCCCCGAGGGGUUUGUCAUGCCCACCCACCACACGACCUCGACGGCCAGGGCCAUCGAGAAGGACGACUCCGACUUCUGGGCGGAGAGCGAUGUCGACGACGACGUGUUCGGAGGCAGCGACUCCGACGAGGAUCUGGAUGUGGAUGAUGACGACCAGGAGACGGGUAGUGAGGAGGAAGAUGAGCUAGUCAACAAGGCUUGAGGAGAGACCUAAUCCGGAGCUCCCCUGUACAUUGUGGGUUUGCGACGGGCAAAUCCGCCAGACUUACUCUCGCCUCCUGGAUCCGGCGCUUGGAACACAUUGGGUUCUUUGGUUUCUUUCUGCCUUAUUUUUUUUUCUCUUUCUUCUGUCUUAUAAUCGGCAUAGCGAGGCGCAUUGGACGGACGAUAUAGGCCACGGAGCAGCAUAUUUCUAUUUGUGAUUUACACAUCCACUUCAUCUGCAGAGCAUGGACGGACGGGGUGUGUUCUCUUUUCAAUGCAUGCAUGCAUACAUAUAUCUUACAGCCAUCACUUACUCUCAUC